GAUCACAUGACCUGGAGAUGGCAGCAGCCGCUCGGAAGAGGCCGAGGCCGGGGUCCGGGUUUUGAGGUUGGGCCCGGAGCCGGGAUACAGAGAGAGACAUGCAGAAAAUAAAAUCAUUGAUGUCCCGCCAGGGUCUGAAAAGCCCCCAGGAAAGUGUAACAGAGGUUAAAUCCCCAGUUGAAAACUUUCGAAUACCCAGCAAGGAAGAACAAAGAGAAUUAAGAGAAAUUCCAAGUGACCCUCAAGCGGAGCAAGAAAUAAUUAACAGCAUUGAAGAAAUUUAUUUCAACAAUGACUCAUUUGAUGUUGUGAACUAUGAGCUGGAGAAACUUCCCUCUGUUCUCAAUCUACAAGACCUUGAAGAAUAUAGAGAUAAACUGAAACAACAGCAAGCUGCUGUAUCAAAGAAAGUAGCAGAUUUAAUCCUUGAAAAACAAGCUGCAUACGUGAAGGAACUUGAAAGAGUUACAUCAUUGCAGGCCAAUCUUCAACUGGCUGCUGUCAUAUGUACAAAUGCAAGAAGGCAGCUAAAUAUUGCCAAGGAAGGCUUUACACAAGCUAGCCUGGGGUUGCUUGCGAAUCAAAGAAAGAGACAGCUGUUGAUUGGACUACUGAAGUCUUUACGCACAAUUAAAACACUGCAAAGGACGGACGUACGAUUAAGUGAAAUGUUGGAGGAAGAAGAUUAUCCUGGAGCAAUACAACUCUGUUUGGAAUGUCAGAAAGCAGCUAGCACAUUCAAACACUACAGCUGCAUAAGUGAACUGAAUUCAAAAUUACAAGAUACAUUGGAACAAAUAGAGGAACAGUUAGAUGUUGCACUGUCAAAAACCUGCAAGCACUUUGAAGUCGGUCAUUAUACCAAGGUCCAACUUGCUUACAGAUUGCUGGGAAAAACCCAGACUGCAAUGGACCAGCUACACAUGCACUUCACUCAGGCUAUCCAUAACACAGUCUUCCAGGUUGUACUUGGAUACGUGGAAUUGUGUGCAGGCAACUCGGACACCAAGUUUCAGAAGCUGCAAUAUAAAGAUCUUUGCACGCAUAUUACUCCUGACAGCUACAUCCCAUGCCUGUCUGACCUCUGCAAAGCUCUGUGGGAAGUCAUGCUAAGCUACUAUCGCACCAUGUCGUGGCAUGAUGAACAUGACAGUGAAGAGUCUGCCCCAGCUGCUGAUGGCCGUACUGAGAUUUCCACAGAUGAUGCCAACUUUAAUCGAAGUUAUGUGAAAAAGAAGUUGGAGCAUGGCCUUUCUCGGAUCUGGCAGGAUGUUCAAUUAAAAGCAAAAACAUAUUUGCUUGGAACCGAUUUAUCCAGUUUCAAGUAUGACGAUUUUAUUUUUGUACUGGACAUUAUUAGCAGACUAAUGCAAGUUGGUGAAGAAUUUUGUGGCAGUAAAUCCGAGGUGUUGCAGGAGUCUAUUCGAAAACAAAGUGUGAAUUAUUUUAAAAGCUAUCACAGAAUACGCCUUGAAGAGCUACGAAUGUUUUUAGAAAAUGAAACCUGGGAACUAUGUCCUGUGAAAUCAAACUUCAGUAUUUUGCAAUUGCACGAGUUUAAAUUUAUGCGGCAGUCACGUUCCCCUUCUAUGUCACCCAGCAAGCAAUAUACAACAACGCCAGUCACAACGGGAUCUCUAUUUGACCAGUAUCAAAAUGGUGGAAAUCCAUUUGAACACCAGGCAGACAUCAAAGAUGAUGAAUCAGAAGAUGUUCUUGCUGCUAAUGGGUAUGAAUCUGAUGAGUUGGAGAAAAGUGUUUAUCAAGACUAUGAUAGUGACAGUGAUGUUCCAGAAGAGCUUAAAAGAGACUAUGUGGAUGAGCAAACUGGUGACAUUCCUGUGAAAAGCAUCUCAAAAGAAACCCUGAAAGGUAGGAAGAGGUCGGACUACUAUCUGAACAAGGGCAAUACACUCAUUUUAACAAACACUACUCUGAAUGUAAUAAGGCUUGUUGGAAAAUACAUGCAAAUGAUGAAUAUCCUGAAGCCAAUUGCUUUUGAUGUUAUCCACUGUAUGUCACAACUAUUUGACUAUUACUUGUAUGCUGUAUAUACAUUUUUUGGACGGGAAGACAUGUAUGAAUCCACAGGACUGGGACUCAUUAGCAGCAGAUUACGAACCACAUUGAAUAGAAUACAAGAGAGCCUUAUUGAUCUGGAGGCACCACCUGAAACCGCUGGUCCCUUAACAGCAACAGAAGAGAGGAAAGAAAAGGUUCCAAGCCCACACCUCAGCCAUCUCGUUGUUUUAAAUUCUGCUGAAACACUAUAUGGUCUUGCAGAAAGGGUCGUUGCUACAGAAUCUUUGGUAUUUCUAGCUGAUCAAUUUGAAUGUUUGCAGCCGCAUCUUGAUGCCAUGAUGCCUUCAGCCAAGAAGCCUUUUUUGCAGCAGUUUUAUUCACAGACUGUGUCAACUGCAAGUGAGCUGCGCAAACCAAUUUACUGGAUUGUGGCUGCCAAAGCCAUUGAUUAUGAACAGAUGCUGCAUCUUAUGGCUAAUGUUAAAUGGGAUAUCAAAGAAAUUAUGUCACAGCACAACGUAUAUAUUGAUACUCUUCUUAAGGAGUUUGAACAGUUCAAUAAGAAGCUAUCUGAGGUUUCCAAACGAGUGCGUAUACCACUGCAGGUCUCUAAUGUGCUCUGGGAGCAUUGUAUUCGGCUGGCGAACAGAACCAUUGUCGAAGGUUACGCAAAUGCAAAAAAAUGUAGUAAUGAGGGGCGUGCUUUGAUGCAGCUGGACUUUCAACAGUUUUUAAUGAAGUUGGAGAAGCUGACAGACAUCAGGCCAAUUCCGGAUAAAGAAUUUGUGGAAACCUACAUUAAAGCCUAUUAUUUGACUGAAAAUGACAUGGAAAGAUGGAUUAAAGAACACAGGGAAUAUUCAACCAAGCAGCUAACUAACCUAGUGAAUGUUUGUUUGGGCUCGCAUAUAAAUAAAAAAGCACGGCAGAAACUGAUGGCAGCUAUUGAUGAAACUGACAGGCCUAAAAGAUAGCCCUUACCAAUUGUUGUGCUCACUGUUGUUCAAGCUGGCACAGGGAUAAAUAAAUCCACUCUAAAUAAAUAAAUAAUGGCUUUUUGUGUUACACGCAUUUAUGAUGCAUGUUACUUGUUUUCUGAUCAAAAAAGCAAUGUUACAUAAUGAGCUGGGAACUGCUGCUUUAAUGUCUAAUGUGUGUUCACAUUUAGCUUCAUUCCUUUCUUGUUUGAUAUGCCCAAUCCUCCUAGUAAUCCUGUUUUUAGAAUCUAUAUGAAAACUAUUCACAAUGUUCUGCUUAUUCUUGGUGGGAGCAGGCUAUAAUUUUUUUAUCUGUUGAAAUAUGGGUUGUAAGGAUUAUAUAUUGUAACAGAAGGAAACUGUAUCUUAGUAGUGUUACUAAGUGUGAAGUACUCUAUGUAUUGAAGCAAAUGUUAACUAAAUUGAUUUUACAAUCUUUUUCAAUAUGUAAAAGAGUAAAUAUUAAUAAAUGAGGGCAGCUUAUGCUUCAUACAGAACUACUGUAAGUAAAGAAACACAAGUUAAAUUCUGUACAUCCUCAUUUAAUUUGUUCUGAUAUUAGAAUUUGAAAACUAAGUUGUUCCUUGUUAAAAGUGUAUCAUGGAUGGGUAUCUCAACAAUAAAAAAAAGCUCAAACUGGGAGAUUUUUUAUACCCUGCAACGACUUGUGUUGAAUCAGUCAUAAUGUUACCUGGAGAUUUUGUGUGGACAGCAAAAUUUGAUUUUUCAUGACAAUUUUCAUGAAAUGGAUAUUACCAGCUGCUUUAAAAUAAUAAAAUCACUGUAAAAUAA
Messenger RNA from Hemiscyllium ocellatum (epaulette shark), 3791 nucleotides. RefSeq names its product VPS50 EARP/GARPII complex subunit (gene vps50). Gene Ontology annotation, molecular function: SNARE binding. The coding region runs from base 99 to 2996 and encodes 965 amino acids. Lineage: Eukaryota; Metazoa; Chordata; Chondrichthyes; Orectolobiformes; Hemiscylliidae. Gene Ontology annotation, biological process: retrograde transport, endosome to Golgi; endocytic recycling. Gene Ontology annotation, cellular component: EARP complex. The record is from RefSeq and is a predicted model, not a curated record. The transcript has 28 exons.